Messenger RNA from Rhea pennata, 4426 nucleotides. RefSeq names its product NEDD4 binding protein 1 (gene N4BP1). The coding region runs from base 5 to 2803 and encodes 932 amino acids. Gene Ontology annotation, biological process: negative regulation of protein ubiquitination; negative regulation of proteasomal ubiquitin-dependent protein catabolic process. The record is from RefSeq and is a predicted model, not a curated record. NCBI's taxonomy places the organism in Eukaryota, Metazoa, Chordata, Aves, Rheiformes, Rheidae. The transcript has 7 exons. Gene Ontology annotation, cellular component: nucleus; PML body.
GCUGAUGGCGGCUCGCUGGGCGGCCCGCGGCUGCGGGCCAGUGCCGGGGCCGGGGCUGGACGAGUUCACCGUCCCGGCGGAGAAGAGCCGCUUCCUGGAGGGGAGCCGGGGCCGCAUCGAGGGCUUGUUCGAGGUGCGGCUCGCCGUGCUGGGGGCGCAGGCAGACUGGCGGCCCGCGGGCCCGCCGCCGGCCGCCGCCAGGAUCUGGGUGCAGCUGGCGGGCGGCGGCAAGGCUGUGCGCAGCGCCAAGGAGUAUAUUAAGGGACUCUGUGAACCUGAACUAGAAGAAAAGGAGUACUACCCAAAGGACAUGCACUGCAUUUUUGCUGGUGCACAGAGCCUUUUUCUCAACUGUCUUAUUCAGGAUACCUGUGCUGACAUAACAGUGCUGGAAAUAGGAUUACUCAGUAUUAAGGGGGGUGCAGAAGCUGUUGUUAUGGCUCAAAGUCAUGUUCAGCAAUUUGUGAAGCUUUUUGAAAAUAAUGAAAGUUUAUUAAGCGACAAUGAACCAGAAGUUAAAAAGCAGUUUAGACAAUUUGUGGAAGCACAUGCAGAUAAAUACACGAUGGACUUACUGAUCUUGCCUAGCUCACUAAAAAGAGAACUUCUAACCCUCACACAAAGUGAAUGUUACGAAGUAGAGAGCGAUAUCAUAGAUCUUACAGGUUCUGAAAGCCCAACAGAGCUUUUACAGAAUAAGGCAUCCAAAGUAAUUGUUGUGAGCAAAGAUGGAAGAACAGGUGGUGAAGAAGCAAGAAACAAUGCUGGAACACCUGUAACUGAACUUACAAAAAAAAUGGACACUGUCUUUUCUGAUGCUUCUGAAACAAGUUUUAUUCCCAUAAAUGUUGUGCCUCCUUUAGAGGCAGUAGUUUCUAAAGAGAGACAAUCGUGUAAAAGAAGAUCAUCUGAUGCUGAGGAAAGGCUUCCUAAAAAACAAUUCUCUUUAGAAAAUGAUCAGGAAUUAAAGUCUGUCUCACACCAUGAUCCUUGCAACAAGGAUUCAGUUAUUGAUCUGCUUUCAGGUAGCUGCAGUGAAUCAGAUGAUCCCAGCUUCUCUAUUAAAGAAGGAGAUGACAUCAGUGAGGAAAUGGAAUAUAAGAUUCUUGUGAACUUUUUCAGAACAAUGGGAUAUUCCCAAAAUAUUGUAGAAAAAGUUAUUGGUAUCCUGGGACAGUCUGUGGAACCAUUAACAUUGUUAGAAGAAAUUGAAAAAGAAAAUCUAAAAUUUCAGAAAGAACAGGAACAGUCAUCUCAAAAGCUUAAAGCUAUAAAUCCUCCAUUAGGAGGUAAUGCAAAUCAUUCACAAACUCAAGAAGACAAAAAAAUUUCUAGCAAUAAAAAUCUGCUUAAAUCCGGUCAUACUUCAAAGGAGAUAAAAAAUGAACAUCACAAAAUAAGAGAAUUACCAAAUGCACAGGUUGAUGCAGAAGGUAAAAUGCAUAUGCUUGUAUGCAAACCUGCCUCCCCUUCCAGUAAAAAUUCAGCUAUAUCUUGUAAACAAAGAGACAUUUAUUCCCCUGGUAAAAAUCGCAGUUCAAGAUCUAGCGAUAUAGAAACUGAUGGCAUUGUGACUUGUAGCACUGUACUGGCUGGAGCUCCAAAGGAUGUUGGUUUUGUAGCCAGAGGGAGCUCAGAUGUGCAGCAUAUGUCAGCUAAGACUAAAACUGCAGUUCAGCAGAAAUUUGCACGGCCCUCAGGUGUACAGAAUAUUCAUCCUGUUCUUGAAGACCAGUUUGGACACUGCAGCUCUUCUCAAGUGAGACCUCUCAAACAGCACCCUUCCCAAACUUCAAAAUUGGAAAAUCCUCCUCAAGAUCCUGUAUUGUCUUCACAAAUACACACUUCAAAUCCUGAUAGAGAGACAGUGGGACCAUACAGACGUCAUGUUGAUCCUUCAGUUACUGGGGUUCAAAGAUUUAUGGAUUCUUUGAAAAAGCCAUACAGACUGGAGUUGAAAAAUGAACCUGGGAAACCAUAUUUAAAACAUAUCAUUAUUGAUGGAAGCAAUGUUGCAAUUUCUCAUGGUCUAAGGAAAUUCUUCUCCUGUCGAGGAAUUGCAAUAGCUGUUGAUUACUUUUGGAAACGUGGCCACAGAAAUAUUACUGUAUUUGUUCCACAGUGGAGAACAAGACGUGAUCCUUCCAUUACAGAGCAGCAUUUCUUAACACAGCUCCAGGACGUUGGAAUAUUGUCUUUAACCCCUGCAAGGAUGGUUUUGGGAGCAAGAAUUGCUGCUCAUGAUGACCGAUUUUUAUUGCAUCUUGCUGAUAGAACAGGAGGUGUUAUUGUGACUAAUGAUAACUUCAGAGAAUUUGUGACAGAAUCACUUGCCUGGAGGGAAAUUAUUCAGAAAAGGUUGCUCCAGUACACUUUUGCUGGGGACAUAUUUAUGGUUCCUGAUGAUCCUUUGGGAAGAAAUGGACCUAGAUUAGAGGACUUCCUUCGCAAUGAAGGCUGUUCUAGAGAUUUUCUGGCACCACAGAAGGCUUUACAGAGCAGUGGACAAUAUUCUUCUGAGAAACCUUUCUUCGUGCCAGUCUCCAAACCAACUAGUAGCAAUCGACAACCUAAAAACCAAAUACAUAGCGAUCAUUCACCAACUUGGCUUUCACUGGAACCAAACAUACAGGCUUGUCUUGCGAUUCCACCACAGAGAUCUGCCUCAGAAACAGUACAGCUAAGAGAUGCCCUGAUAAAAAUAUUUCCUGAUUAUGAGCAAAGACAGAAGAUUGAUCAAAUACUAGCUCACCAUCCAUUUAUGAGAGAUCUUAAUGCACUGUCUGCCAUGGUGCUGGACUGAGUAUUUCUGCAGGGUUUUUAUAUCAUGACUGAUAUGUCUAACUUUGAAUGUCAAUGUGAAGAAAAUUGUUGCUCUGUUAUGUUACUUUGUGAAUAUUCAGAACCUAAUUUUAUUUGUAUAAACAAAUAUAUUUUUUGUGUAUGUUUCUAUUGCUAAUAGAUGCCAGGUUUUUGGUAAAUUAAAAACUGCUGCUACUACAGAUUUGUAUUAAUAUUUUCUGUGAAAAAAAACCCACAAAUCUUCUGCUUCAUUUGAAUUGAACUUACUAAAGCAGUUCUAAAGAACUGUUAUCACUUCAAAAUACUGUUAGCACUUUUUAAAACUCCUUUCCUCAAAGGGGAAAAAUUAUAUUAGAGGAUGAAAAAUGACUCUUACAUCUUCAGACAUAUUUUUCAGAUGUAUGCAUAACAUAAUACAGCAUAAGCCAUGCUUAUACCAGGUAACAUAGUUGGGAUUUGGCAUGUAGAGUAUAGAUACUCUUAGAAAACCUCUGCUCUAAGUAUCUCCUUUAAGUUAUGAUCUUCUAAAUAUAUCUCCAUGGAAGUACAACAAAUCUAUUUAGUAUUUUCAGAUGUGAAUACUGCUGUAUUGUAUGUCAACCUGCUUUCAUUAGGCCUGCUUUGUGGAUUUUAGAAGUACUCAGUAUGUUCCAGAGGUCUGUAAACUGCAAUUUGGAAAUUGCUGCAUUGGAGUAGUGAAUGUUUGGUGUAUUGUUGAAGUACUGUCACAAGGUGGCAUAGUGCAUCUGUUGGUUUGUAAUGAUCAAGUAGGAGGUUUCUGACUUACAUUCAGAAAUGCUAGUUCUUACAAAAAAAAAAAAAAAAAAAAAGAUAACAGCAAUUGUAAGACUGCUGUUACGGGUAAAACUGAAUAUUACAUGAAUAAUGUACAGGUAAACAGCUUUCUGAUACUGCAGGCAACUAGGAAGCAGUGUAUAUAUGAAUAAAAUCUUAGUGCCCAUGGAGUGAAAACAGAUGAAGAAAAUACAUUUGCUUGUUUAUUCAGGUUGUGAGGUAUUACUACUUAGAGUAGUUGGGAAAGAAGUUUUAAAUUAGAAAGUGUAAAUUCACAACCCAUCUCAAUGGGAAAUUUUUGUAAUGCUUUCAAAGAUCUGUGAUAUUUAUAUUGCUAAAGAUACCAAAAUUGUGCUGAAGGAGUAUUGAUGUUUUUUCUUUUUUUAAAAAAAAUCUAAUUUAAAAACAGUCAGCUCUACUUCCUGGUUGCUCUUGUCCUGCCCCAUUCCAAUUUUUAAUGCUGUAAUAGGCUAACAGAAUGUGUUACUGUUUAUUUAGAAACUGCAUGCUGUCUUGCGUGCAGUAGAUAAGCUACAGUAUUCAGUCAGCUGUACUCCAUUAAAUUUGUUUUGGGACCUACCCCAAAAGUAGGGUGAAAAAAAGGAACCACAGUUCACAAAGGCUGACCACUAGAACCACUCUGAAGAGCAGGAGCAAAGUGAAGAUUACUGUGUGUCUGUCUCUCUAUGUACUUAAGACUGCCAUACCUUCCUUUUCACAGAUUUCUGGUGCUAUUUUUUCAAAUUAGUAAAAGCAAAUCAGACUAAAAACUGGGGCAAAAAAUUGAGGCUAAUAGGCCUGUAUUAAACUUCUGAAAUACUGACCCUUA